AUGGGAAGUUCAAACCAGUGCAUUCUUGGUAUAGCAAAAAUGGCUACUCGUUUUAUUUUUGCAAUUUUUUCCCUUUGCCUCUAUUGUGCCAUUUCUCUCACUCAAUCUCUAAACAAUGGCUUUAGUGUAGAACUCAUCCACCGUGACUCUUUAAAAUCUCCAUUCUAUAACCCCUCUAAAACUCCAUUCCAAAGAGUUGCCAGUGCAGUGCAUCGUUCCAUCAAUGGUGCCAAUCGUUUCAACAAAGCCUAUGUUGGGAAUGUUGUCCCAACAGACACAACAGAAUCAACUGUAGUCCCAGAUAGAGGUGAGUAUCUCAUGAGUUAUUCAGUUGGAACCCCGCCUUUCAAGCUUUAUGGUAUUGUUGAUACUGGUAGUGAUAUUGUUUGGUUGCAAUGCCUACCUUGUGAAACAUGUUACAAACAAACCACUCCUAUUUUUGAUCCAUCAAAAUCCAAAACUUAUAGAACCAUUCCUUGCUCUUCUAAAUGCGAUUCUAUCCGUUCUGCCUCUUGCUCUAAUGGGCAAACUUGUCAGUACAUUAUCAAUUAUGGUGAUAGGUCAAGAUCACAAGGAGAUCUUAGCGUUGAAACUCUCACUUUGGAGUCCACAAGUGGCUCUCCCAUCACAUUUCCAAAAACUGUGAUUGGAUGUGGACAUAGCAAUACUGUGUCGUUUCAGGGUCGAAGCUCGGGCAUAGUUGGUCUUGGAGGUGGAUCUAUAUCUCUUAUAACUCAAAUCGAUUCUUCAAUUGACGGGAAAUUCUCCUAUUGUUUGGUGCCAAUGUUUUCAGCGUCUAACAGCUCGAGCAAACUCAAUUUUGGGGACGCUGCUAUUGUUUCUGGGGAAGGAACUGUCUCAACUCCCAUUUUCCAAGGUGUUGUUGAUGUCUUUUACUACCUAACCUUGGAAGCAAUUAGUGUGGGAGAUAAGAGAAUAGAAUUUAGAAGCUCUGAAUCUGGUCAAGAGGGAAAUAUCAUAAUUGACUCGGGCACAACACUGACUCUAUUGCCAGAUGAUGUUUACUCCAAUUUGGAAUCAGCGUUGGUGAAUGCGAUGAAAGAAGAGCGUGUUGAUGAUCCAAGUCAACAACUGAGCCUUUGUUACCAAAUUUCAUCAAAACAAUUGGAUAUUCCUACUAUCACUGCACAUUUUAAGGAUGGAGAUGUCACUUUGACUGCUCUCAACAGUUUUGUUCAAGUUGCUGAUGGUGUUGGAUGCUUCGCAUUUGUCCCUUCUCAAUCUGAUGCCAUCUUUGGGAACUUGGCACAACAAAACUUGUUGGUUGGCUAUGACCUUCAGAACAAAGUUGUCUCCUUUAAGCCCACUGAUUGUACCAAGUUGUGA
Messenger RNA from Lotus japonicus, 1347 nucleotides. Its product is annotated as aspartic proteinase CDR1-like. NCBI's taxonomy places the organism in Eukaryota, Viridiplantae, Streptophyta, Magnoliopsida, Fabales, Fabaceae. The record is from RefSeq and is a predicted model, not a curated record. Gene Ontology annotation, biological process: proteolysis. Gene Ontology annotation, cellular component: extracellular region. The transcript has a single exon. Gene Ontology annotation, molecular function: aspartic-type endopeptidase activity. The coding region runs from base 1 to 1347 and encodes 448 amino acids.